Messenger RNA from Sphenostylis stenocarpa, 873 nucleotides. Lineage: Eukaryota; Viridiplantae; Streptophyta; Magnoliopsida; Fabales; Fabaceae. The record is from the annotation of a GenBank genome assembly.
AUGAAUGAGUAUGAUUAUGUUGAUCUUGAUUUGAAGGUUGAGUGUCCUGUGUAUUCUCCAACAAAAGAGGAAUUUGAGGAUCCUUUGAUUUAUUUGCAAAAGAUAGCUCCAGAAGCUUCUAAAUAUGGUAUAUGCAAGAUUGUUUCUCCUUUGAGUGCUUCAGUACCUGCUGGGGUUGUUUUAAUGAAGGAGAAAGCAGGAUUCAAGUUUACGACUAGAGUGCAGCCUCUUCGCCUUACUGAAUGGGAUUCUGAAGAUAAAGUCACAUUUUUUAUGAGUGGAAGAAAUUAUACAUUUCGUGAUUUUGAGAAAAUGGCAAACAAGGUGUUUGCUAUAAGAUAUUGCAGUGCUGGAUGCCUUCCUGCCACAUACUUGGAAAAAGAGUUUUGGAAUGAAAUUGGUUGUGGGAAGAUGGAAACUGUUGAAUAUGCAUGUGAUGUUGAUGGCAGUGCCUUUUCAUCUUCUCCCAUCGACCAGCUUGGGAACAACAAAUGGAAUUUGAAGAAACUUUCAAGGUUGCCCAAAUCAAGUUUACGACUUAUGGAAACAUCGAUUCCGGGAGUAACAGAACCUAUGUUGUACAUUGGAAUGCUUUUUAGUCAUGCUGCUUUAGAAUUUGAAAGGGUAGUCAGAGAACAUGUGUACACUACUGAUAUUUUAUCAAGUGACGGGGAAGAUGGCGCCUUCGAUGUUCUCCUAGGGAAAACAACUCUAUUUCCACCAAAUAAUUUGUUAGAGCAUGAAGUCCCUGUCUACAAGGCUGUUCAAAAGCUAGGGGAGUUUAUAAUAACCUUCUCCACAGUUGAAACCAUGACUGAAGCGAGCAUGAUAUGCUCUGGGAAGGUCCUAACAUCUUGGUGGUUUAAUAUUUAG